AUGCCUCAACAAGCUAUCGUUGUACACGACCUCCAAGCUGCCCAGAUUCAUGCCAAGAUCGACCUUCUGAUCAAUAACCUUGUCCACAUAAUAGAUACAUCCGGCAAAUUCUUACUUCGACUUGAUGAUGGUCGUGUGAUCGAUACAAAAGGAUGGAAUGAUUGGGAAUGGACUCACGGCAUUGGGUUGUAUGGUCUCUGGCAGUAUCAUGAGCUCACUGGCUCUUCUAAAGCACAUGAAGUGAUCCAAGACUGGUUCAAGAAUCAGCUUGCUAUGGGGACGACGAAGAAUAUCAACACCAUGAGUCCGUUUCUGACGCUGGCGUACCUUUAUGAGAAGACUAAGGAUAGCUCAUACCUCCCAUGGCUUGAUGCUUGGGCGGAGUGGGCUAUGUAUGAUCUUCAGAGAACACCUUUCGGUGGUAUGCAGCACGUUACAUAUGCUUCGUACAACGAGAAUGAGCUAUGGGACGACACAUUGAUGAUGACCGUCAUGCCACUGGCGAGAAUCGGCAAGAUCCUUGGUCGACCACAUUACAUCGAGUCUGCCAAGCAUCAGUUCAUGCUGCAUUUCAAGUACUUAUUCGAUCCUACCUCUGGUCUGUUCUACCACGGCUGGAAAUUCGAUACAGCCAGUCCAGGAGGCAUUGGUCAUAACUUUGCGAAAGCGCGAUGGGCUCGUGGAAACAGCUGGUUGACGAUAGUGAUCCCGGAUUUCAUCGAACUGUUGGAGCUUUCGCCUUGUGAUGCUUUACGGAUACAUCUUAUCGACACAUUGGACGCGCAAUGUCAAGCACUCGAACGUCUGCAAGCAGAGAAUGGGAUGUGGCAUACUCUUUUAGCCGAGCCAGAAGACCAAUGCGGCUAUCAGGAGGCAUCCGCCACAGCAGGUUUUGCGUAUGGUAUGCUCAAGGCUGUCAGGAAGCGAUACCUCAACCGAAGAUACGAGGCCGUGGCCAUCAAGGCGGCGAAGGCUGUGUUGCAGCGCAUAGAUGAGCAGGGUGAGCUGCAAGAAGUCAGCUUCGGAACAGCCAUGGGGCAUGAUCUGCAGCAUUAUCGAGAUGUACCCUUGACCAGCAUGCCGUACGGUCAGGCCAUGGCUAUGAUGAUGCUUGGCGAGGUGUUGCGGAUAUUCAUCUGA
Messenger RNA from Recurvomyces mirabilis, 1140 nucleotides. RefSeq lists its product as uncharacterized. Lineage: Eukaryota; Fungi; Ascomycota; Dothideomycetes; Mycosphaerellales; Teratosphaeriaceae. The record is from RefSeq and is a predicted model, not a curated record. The coding region runs from base 1 to 1140 and encodes 379 amino acids. Gene Ontology annotation, biological process: carbohydrate metabolic process. The transcript has 3 exons.